AUGACCGCCGUGACGACCAAAAGCUACUUGUUGAAGAAAAUGCGCUCCUACCUGGCGCUCGCAGUGCUGUGUCUCUCGCUGCGCGUUGACGCUGCAAAAUGCACGGACGCCGAGAUCACCACCGCCCUCACACCGUACUCGGGCUCGAUCGCAAGCGCGAUUACACUCUGCGCCAACGACAUGGGCUACACGCAGGCCGACCUCGUCGCGGGCAAGUUCCUCUCGUCGUCGAUGACGCCGGCGCAAGUGACCGUCUUUCUCAAGAGCGGCAACUGCCACACGGUCUUCGCCAUGUAUCAAUUGGCGACGGGCUCGCUUCCGUGCGCCUCGCAGUAUCAAGGUGUGACGUUUGAGCAAUUCGCCGCGACGAUCACCCUUCUUCCAUCAUCCACACCGGUCACGCGAACGCCAAAAACGGCCACUCCAGCAACGAGCGAGUGCGCUGACAGUGUCGUCGUCGCGGCCUUUACACCCGUCGACAAGGAGCGCACACGCCUUCUGGAGCGCUGUGCGAUCGACAUGGGCAGCAUUCCCGUCCAAUAUCUCUACAACGGCACGCUCAAGGCCAAGAUCACAGACGCGCAGUUUACAGCGUUCGUGGGCAGCUCCGACUGCGCGGCUGCAAUCACGAUCGAGAAAAAGGCGUGGGGCACGAUCACGCCGCCGUGUCAAAUCCAAUUUCACUCUCUCUUAUUCUCGACGGCCGAGAUCAGUACGUGGUCCUUCAAGGAGUACGCCCAGCGCUUCUACGAUCGCUCGAUCCCGUCCACGAAUGCCCCACCCGGUGGCAGCAGCAGCGGCAAUGUGACGCCGUCGCCAUCCCGCACGACGGCCAAGCCCGGUGGCAUGCCAUCCGCGUCUGCGCCAAGCAUCUCUAUUUCGCUGUUGCUUAGUCUUGUCCUCGCUAGUCUCUUGUAG
Saprolegnia parasitica CBS 223.65 is the source of this 918-nucleotide messenger RNA. RefSeq lists its product as hypothetical. The record is from RefSeq and is a predicted model, not a curated record. The transcript is spliced from 2 exons. The coding region runs from base 1 to 918 and encodes 305 amino acids. NCBI's taxonomy places the organism in Eukaryota, Oomycota, Saprolegniomycetes, Saprolegniales, Saprolegniaceae.